AUGGUAUCAGAGCUGUAUCGUUGUGUCUCUGCGCGGCUUAUCCUGGACUGCUGUAGCGCAUUGCCUAUUCCAGAAAAGGUAUGGUCUGAGAUAUCUAUGGAUUUUGUGGAAAGUUUACCUAAGUCUAAUAGUAAGGACACUAUUUUGGUGGUGGUUGACAGACUCAUCAGUGAUAGGGAUAAGAUCUUCAUUAGUCAUUUCUGGAAGGAGUUGUUUGGACUGUUGAAGGUGAAGUUGUGCCUAUCUGCUGCCUACCACCCUCAGUCGGAUGGCCAAACUGAGUGUGGACAGGAGUUUGGCGCGCAAGAGAAGCUGCUUCUUCACCUAUUGAAACAUAAUCUACAAAAGGCUCAAAAUCGAAUGAAGCAGCAGGCUGAUCAACACAGGUCUGAAAGAGUGUUUGAGCAAGGGGAUUGGAUCAUCGCCAAGGUUAGUUCUGUGGCCUAUACACUACAACUUCCUGCAGAUGUUAGGAUCCAUCCUACUUUUCAUGUCUCUCUUUUAAAGAGGCAUGUGGGCAAUCAACCAGUGCAGCAACACAUUCCUACCCGCCUCACUGAUCAAGGUCAACUGCUUAUGGAGCCAGUUGCUAUUCUGGAUAGGAGGUUGGUGAGAAGGGGAAGAACAGCUGCAACUCAAGUGUUGGUGCAAUGGAGCAACAGCUUCCCAGAGGAUGCGACUCGGGAAUACUGGUACGAUCUUCAUCAGCAAUAUCCUCACUUCAGUUCUUGA
Messenger RNA from Coffea arabica (coffee), 732 nucleotides. The record is from RefSeq and is a predicted model, not a curated record. Lineage: Eukaryota; Viridiplantae; Streptophyta; Magnoliopsida; Gentianales; Rubiaceae.